Messenger RNA from Schistocerca gregaria, 4673 nucleotides. RefSeq lists its product as uncharacterized. The record is from RefSeq and is a predicted model, not a curated record. NCBI's taxonomy places the organism in Eukaryota, Metazoa, Arthropoda, Insecta, Orthoptera, Acrididae. The coding region runs from base 100 to 2175 and encodes 691 amino acids. The transcript is spliced from 3 exons.
CCGCGAGAAGUGACCCGCUGUGUUCGCGCAUCACUCACAAGCGAGCGGCAGCCGGCGGCGGAAGUGGAUAAACUGCAGCGGCAAGUGACAAACGAGCUGAUGGAUUCACAAGUGGCUACUGUAUCAACUGAUGACUCUCAAGCAGCCAAUACAGGGGACAGAGACUUGAAGAAUUUCCCCCUCGGAAAUGGUGAGCCAUUACGUACCCAUGACCAUACAGCUACUGAAAGAAAAGUCCAUACUGUAUCAACAGAGGAAGAAACAGGUACCAGUAAAAAAUCUGAAACAUUUGUAUCAUAUGAUAGUGAUUCUGAUGAUUCUGCCACAACAUGUAAGAGGGCUAGAUUUGAUGUGAAUUUGGCAAAUGAGCUUGAAUGUUCAAGUGAUACUGUUAAGGAAUCCAGUGCCAUGAAUUAUGUGAAAUACAGUGGAAUGACAGUCUCUGAGGGUGAAGAACGACCUAAAAAUAAAGUAACUCCUAAAGGCGUAGAAAUAAUAUAUGAUUUGAGUGAUGUAGAAAGUGAAAUAAUGUUUCAUACAGAAUCACCAUCUGCAUCUGCUAUGAGUACAUCUUCAACAGAAAAUACACUGGAAGCUCAAAUCACUGAGACAAAUGAGGAAAUUGUAAAAAGAAUUGAACAGGUUCUGGUAUCAAAGGGACUGAUCCCAGAUGGUGCAGUUAACUGGCAAGCUGUUGCAGAACAAAUUAUUGAUGAAGAAAUUGGUGGCUUAACUGCAAAAGAAUUAGAAGAUUUUUUUCUUGACAAAAUUUGUAAAAUUUUUCAAAUCUCUAGUUAUCCUAAAGACUUAGCCAUUGCUCAUUUCAAAGACAUAAAGCUUACUAAGAUGAUGGAUAAUAUUAAAAGUGAAACUUCAGAUACUCAGAAUCGAGUAAAUAGAGUGCAGAAAUUCAUAGAUGAUCACAAUCUUCCAUUAAGAGCCAGAGAGGCCAGCAAGUCAGAACAGCAAAUACCAUCUACAGCUGGAAUGUCAAGUGUGCAGGAGACUAGGAAAGAGGGAGCCCGUUAUAAGACAUCAACUACACUUGUUCAUGAGAAGAGUGCCUCAGUAGGACACAUAAAUGAAAUUAAGAGAAAUACAUUGCCAGUAAGAGAAACAAAAUCAGGGACAAUUCCCACACAAAGAGCCCUGUGCUCAUUCCAUGCAUCGUUGGUAGCUAAUACGAAGGAAAGUGCAAACAAUGUUCAUGGCAAAUGUGGUGAGAAUACUCCAGUACCGCCUAAACCAGUGAGCAGUGACAAAUCAUUGAUGUCUCAGAAGCAGCAAAAUCAAUUGGCUGGAAAAAUAUUUAAUACUGCCUCUCAAACUGGGCAAAGAACAAAGAUAUUCCCUGUUCAUCAAGCACCAAAGUCAAACCCUUGCAAAAAUAAUACAAAUACAUGCAUUGAAGUAAUUGAUCUUACAAUAGAUGAUGAUGAUGAUGAUGAUGAUGAACAGUUUACAAACUCUGCUACAAGUACUAGCUCAGUUGCAGAAACUAUGGCUACAACAAGUAAAGCAACUGGUUCAACGUUGGCUCCUAAUACUUCAGUUGGCAAAAUUAAAGCAUCAGGAAGUACUGCUAAACCAGCACCUGCUAAUCCAGUUAUGGAUACUACCUCAGUUACAAAAUAUAUAGCUUCAACAAGAAAAGUAUCAAGUACCAGGACAACUUUGGCUCCUAGUACUUCAGUUGAAAAACAAAAAGUAGAAGUGAAACUACCAGGAACUGCUACAAAGCCAGCACAUUCUAACCUAGUUACAGGUACCAGCACAGUUACAAAAAAUAUACCUUCCACAAGUAAAGCAAUGGGUUCUAGGGCAACUUUGGCUACUAAUACUUCAGGUGGAAUGCGUGGUAAAAGGAUUCAAGGAUCAAGAAGUACUGUUAAGCCACCACCUGCUACCACAGUCCAAAUUAAUGCAGAAUCAGGUGGAUCAUCAGCAGGUACUUCUUCAAAUGUGGCACCUAAUAGUGAAACUGUAAAACCAGAACCUCAACUUGGAGUAUCUGCAAUAAUUAUACUGUCUGCAAAUGGAAAAAAGACAAACAUUUUUCUUGUUCCACAGUCAGCUGGCUCUAUACCAUUAUUGACUCUUGGUACACAAAACAAUGUAGUUAUGACUGUGGAAGACAUAAAUCCACAGCAAAACCAACAAGAACAUAACAAUUAAUCAUCAGAGAGUGACACAGAUCAGUCUCAUUAGAUGGAACAAAAAAUGAAAUUUGUUGUUACAUCAUACAUGAAUUAAUAUCAAAACUACUGAAAAUAUGUUGUUGAUGAGUGAGAGGACUGUAUUUUUAUUGUCAGAUUUUGUGUGUUAAGAUAACACAGCUAAUAGUGAAUGUGCUCACUGUAAAAUAAAUUUUAUACAAAAAUAUAAUUCAUGCUGUCAAGUAUAACUUUUGUAAAAUAUUUUGUGAAUGUAAAUAAAGACUGAACAUAUUACGUGUUUUCUGGAAAGUAAAUAUUUUAAACUUGUCACCAUAAUUUUCAACAAUGUAUUCAUGAAAAUAUUUGGUAACCAGUGAUGAAUGAUAACAUAUGAAACAGACAUUUGUUCUGUAAGUUAACCAUCUUAUUGUUAAUGCAGUGGCAGAAUAUCAGUCACAAACUGAGAAGAGAGGCACAGUAAUGACAAACUGGAAACAUGCAGGGUAGGCGAUGGCUUGAAACAUUGAUCCAGCUACCCUCACUGAGAGUUAUCAUGUUUUCCCUAAAUCUCUGGAGAUUAUUUCUGGGAUGGUUCCUUCAAGAAAUAUCUAAUAAUAACUGCACAAUAUGCACAAAUCUCAGUAAACAAUAUGAUAUGGAGAGUAUUUGUUGUUAUUGUGAUUCAAAACUAGGCACAGAAACCAGUGUGAAAAUGAUAUAUUAUAGCCUGAGAUCAUUUGACAUCAGCCUCAUAAUGUGGUACCAGUAUUAAAUUUGAACAAGCUGUGAAAGGUUUGUUAUGUAUUAAAUGCAAAAUGGUACAGUGCUGUUGGUGUGGUAGCAGUAAUAAAUUUGAACAGGCUGUGAAAGGUUUGUUAUGUAUUAAAUGCAAAAUGGUACAGUGCUGUUGGUGUGUUGGUGCUAAUUCAAAUCAGAGAACAUUGCUAUGAUGUAAGUGCAGUGAGGAAGAAUUAAGCCUAAGGAUUGACACAAAUGAACGUACUUCAUAGUUGCUUGGUGAGAUUUCAAGCUCAAAAUACAUAUUGUAACAAAAACAACUAAUUCUUAAAUGUAGAAAUUAAUGAAUCAAAAGAGACGUGAUCAAUUUGCAAGAGGAAACACACAGAUCCUCCAUGUUUCUAUAAAUAAAUGUUGAGAAUACAGACAGAAAAGGAAGGUUUAAAAUUGUAAAAGUUUUUUCUUACACUAUAUAUUGACUAAUAUCAAAACUAUUGAAAAUGUUUUGUUGAUGAGUGUACAGGAAUGUAUUUUUAUUGUCAAAUUUGUGUGUUAAGAUAAGUCAUGUACAAGUGAAUGUGCUCACUGUAAAAUAAAUUUUAUAUGAAAACAUAAUUUAUACUGUGAAGCAUAACUUUUAUAAAAUGUGUUGUGAAUGUAAAUAAAGAUUGAAAAAUUAUGUGUUUGCUGGAAAGUAAAAUUUUAAACAUGCCACCAUAACUUUCAACAAUUUAUUGAAAACUAGUGAUGAAUGAUAACAUAUGAAACUGACAUUUGUUCUGUGUUUAAUUAUGUUAUUGUUAAUGCAGUGGCAGAAUAUCUGUCACAAACUGAGCAGAGAGGCACAGUAAUGACAAGCUGGAAACAUGCAGGGUAGGCGAUGGCUUGAAACAUUGAUCCAGCUAUCCUCACUGAGAGUUAUCAUGUUUUCCCUAAAUCUCUAGAGAUUAUUUCUGGGAUGGUUUCUUCAAGAAAUAUCUAAUAAUAACUGCACAAUAUGCACAAAUCUCAGUAAACAAUAUGAUAUGGAGAGUAUUUGUUGUUAUUGUGAUUCAAAACUAGGCACAGAAACCAGUGUGAAAAUGAUAUAUUAUAGCCUGAGAUCAUUUGACAUCAGCCUCAUAAUGUGGUACCAGUAUUAAAUUUGAACAAGCUGUGAAAGGUUUGUUAUGUAUUAAAUGCAAAAUGGUACAGUGCUGUUGGUGUGGUAGCAGUAAUAAAUUUGAACAGGCUGUGAAAGGUUUGUUAUGUAUUAAAUGCAAAAUGGUACAGUGCUGUUGGUGUGUUGGUGCUAAUUCAAAUCAGAGAACAUUGCUAUGAUGUAAGUGCAGUGAGGAAGAAUUAAGCCUAAGGAUUGACACAAAUGAACGUACUUCAUAGUUGCUUGGUGAGAUUUCAAGCUCAAAAUACAUAUUGUAACAAAAACAACUAAUUCUUAAAUGUAGAAAUUAAUGAAUCAAAAGAGACGUGAUCAAUUUGCAAGAGGAAACACACAGAUCCUCCAUGUUUCUAUAAAUAAAUGUUGAGAAUACAGACAGAAAAGGAAGGUUUAAAAUUGUAAAAGUUUUUUCUUACACUAUAUAUUGACUAAUAUCAAAACUAUUGAAAAUGUUUUGUUGAUGAGUGUACAGGAAUGUAUUUUUAUUGUCAAAUUUGUGUGUUAAGAUAAGUCAUGUACAAGUGAAUGUGCUCACUGUAAAAUAAAUUUUGUAUGAAAACAUAAUUUAUACUGCCAAGUAUAACUUUCAUAAAAUGUGUUGUGAAUGUAAAUAAAGAUUG